AUGAGGAACGAUAUUUCGCAGAAGGUUCAUAAUUCUACUAUCACACAUCUAACCCAAUCGAAUGCUGGUAACUUCGUACUCACUUCUGCUGUUGGCGAUUACAAUGUUUGUUUGAGUUCGCUUAAUGAUGAAGGUGAAACCCAACCAAUAACUGUUCUACUAAGUAUCCCAAUAGAAACUGUCUUUCAUAUAAAUGAUAUUAUAUUCGAUAACACAAAUGAAGGUGAUUUCUUUUGUUGCUAUCAGUGCACUGUUCAACAUUGGGAUCUUGAACAUAAAGCCAUGCUACAAGGUAUGAAUAGUGCUGACCCUGUGAAUUGCAUAAGUGGGAAAGAAAACAUUAUAUAUGCAGGUUGCUCAAAAAGCAUAAAUGUGUUCGAUAUCAGAAUGCAAAAUCGCAAUGCGGCCUUGAUCCUUCCAAUUGAUAAUAAAGUAGGUGAGAUAACUUAUCUUUCUUCGGAGUCGAACAGACAUAAUUUAAUUGCCGGCACAGGUCGUGGAUUUGUCAACUGCUAUGAUUUUCGUAAUGAAAAGAUGCUUCAGCUUGAUAUGGGUUAUAUUUUGGGCGAAGAUACCUUAAGUGUGGAUCAAAUUUCAAUAAAUCAAAACAAAUUCGACACAUCUCAAGACCCAGGAUUAUUUAUUAUGACCAAUGAGCCAGAAUGCACUAGAAUUAUACAAUUGGAUGUGGAAACCGCUGGGCGGGAAGUUGUAAACGAGUAUCGAAGGAUGAGUACCGAAAAUCAUGAAAGGUACAAAACGGAUUUUGUAACAGUUGGAACCGAUCAUGACAUCCUCAUAGGAAGUGGUUCAAAUGAUAGUCGUAUUUUGCUUUUGAGCGGAAAAAGCGGACUCCUAAAAAGAGAGUAUGUCACAAGUAAUAAGACUGAUUCCAGAAAAAAAUCCGUCAUCAACCAUAUCAGCUAUCGGCAAGACUUUGACAAAGGAGUAUUCGCAGAUAGUUAUGGUUACAUUCAUCGGUUUGAUUUUGGAAUGCUUUCCGACGCGUCGAUAUAA
Molecule: messenger RNA, 1017 nt
Organism: Brettanomyces bruxellensis
Lineage: Eukaryota; Fungi; Ascomycota; Pichiomycetes; Pichiales; Pichiaceae
Exons: 1
Coding region: 1-1017 (338 amino acids)
Biological process (GO): mRNA splicing, via spliceosome
Cellular component (GO): catalytic step 2 spliceosome
Molecular function (GO): protein binding
Source: RefSeq, a predicted model, not a curated record